Dermacentor albipictus is the source of this 994-nucleotide messenger RNA. Its product is annotated as serine protease inhibitor swm-1-like. The record is from RefSeq and is a predicted model, not a curated record. NCBI's taxonomy places the organism in Eukaryota, Metazoa, Arthropoda, Arachnida, Ixodida, Ixodidae.
CCGCAGAGUUGGCGUUGACUUCGCUGAGACAGGAUCGCAUUCAUCGGAUGAUAGUCUGACCAGUCGCCUUCGUAUAUAUAAGGAUAGACAAGGGAGCUACUCCACGCCCAGACAUGAAGUUCUUGGUGUUGGUCGUGGCCUUCGGCUUUAUUUGCCUGGCGGUCUCCAGGGCUGACGAAGAGGCCGGUCACAAGCAGUGCGGCGUCAACGAGGAGUUCAAGGAGUGCCAGAGCAGUUGCGCCGAAUGGACCUGCGGGGAUUGGCGCGGCCACCUCAAACGCUGCAUGUCCGAUUGCCCGAGCGACUGCUACUGCCAUGACGAGCACUACCGGCAUCCGAACGGCACCUGCGUCCCGCGCGAACAGUGCCUUCCUUCGGCGGCGAAUCAGACGGAAGGAGCUCGUAUCGGCGAAGGCGUCGCGCCGGUGCUCAAGUUCCCUCCCGACCCCGAGGACUGCGGCCCCAACGAGGUGUGGAAGGAGUGCGUGAGCAGCACGUGCUCCGAGACGUCAUGCAAGAAGCGCAUCCUGGGCCCCGGCUGCACGUACGACUGCCGCUACGGGUGCUACUGCGCCGAAGGGUUCUAUCGCAACGCCGAGCAGAAGUGCGUCACGGUCGACCAGUGCGGGCCGGAGGAGCCAGAGCCGGUGGAGGAUCACCCUACGUGCGGCCCCAACGAGGAGUGGAAAGUGUGCGUGAGCAGCUCGUGCGCCGAGACCACGUGCGAGAAGAGGACCCUGGGCCCCGCCUGCACGGCCGACUGCAACCGCGGCUGCUACUGUUCCGAGGGCUUCCACCGAAACGCGGAGAACAAAUGCGUCACCGAGGACCUGUGCCCGCCGGUGUAGCCUGUGUCACCGCUUUGGCGCACGGCUUGAUCGGAGUUCUGCGCACGAAAACACCUUUGAAAGCAUCGUACCACUGUUUCAUCGGACAAGGAGACCUUGGAAAAAUGAACCAUGGCUAUAUGAUCAAUAAAUGCACAAAACGUGAA